Bombus pascuorum is the source of this 2195-nucleotide messenger RNA. RefSeq names its product protein disulfide-isomerase A3 (gene ERp60). Gene Ontology annotation, molecular function: protein disulfide isomerase activity. The record is from RefSeq and is a predicted model, not a curated record. Gene Ontology annotation, cellular component: endoplasmic reticulum. The coding region runs from base 546 to 2018 and encodes 490 amino acids. NCBI's taxonomy places the organism in Eukaryota, Metazoa, Arthropoda, Insecta, Hymenoptera, Apidae. Gene Ontology annotation, biological process: protein folding; response to endoplasmic reticulum stress. The transcript is spliced from 7 exons.
UCGAGUACUCUAUCCUUAGAUUUCUAUGUAACUUGCAGCUCGCAAUGCUCGCGAUUGAUGUAUUAGUUUUGCGAAGUUCGCUUAUUAACAGUCUCAAAAAGAUUGGGUCGAUUCGAGCGAUCGGAUGAUAUCGAAUUUGUUAUGCGUAGGACUACUUCCAUUAAUCUUUGAAAAAUUGUCAUGCGCAAUUAGCAUAUAAACAUCAGUAGUGUAUGAUUGCUUAAUUGAAAAAACUGAUAUGUAAGGGAACAUUUAGCAAUUCAUUCACAACAUUUAUCAACAAGUUUCCCCCACCAAAGCGAACGUCGACGAAAUACAUUUUGUUACUGAGAGUUGUUUGGAAUCUUGCUUAGUCGAGUGUGUAGGUAUCGGAUCUUGUGUAAAGGAAAUACAUCACACACAUUCAGAAGCAACGGCCAAUCAGAACACGACAGCACUGCGUGGCUACCCUAACUUAUAACAAAAGCCACGUCUUCGACAGGCAGUGUCUUUAGAAGAAAGAUUGCGUUCCGAAUUUGAUUUAGAAACAAGUACUGUCGUCCACAAUGUUGCUCAAGUAUUUUACCUUUCUUUCCUUGAUCUUCAUUAAUGUCUUGGCUGAAGAAAAAGAUGUGGUGGAACUUACCGAUGAUACUUUUAGCCAUGAAUUAGAGCGACUUGAGAACACGCUUGUUAUGUUUUAUGCACCAUGGUGUGGUCAUUGCAAACGAUUAAAACCAGAAUAUGCAAAAGCUGCUGAAAUGCUCUUGGGUAAUGAUCCUCCAAUUACUCUUGCCAAAGUAGAUUGCACAGAAAGUGGAAAGGAUAGCUGCAACAAAUACUCAGUUAGUGGUUAUCCAACAUUGAAAAUCUUUUCUAGAGGUGAUUUUGUUAGCGAUUACAAUGGACCUAGAGAAGCUGCUGGUAUUGCCAAGUAUAUGAAGGCACAAGUUGGUCCAGCAUCUAAAGAAUUAAGUGGAGAAACUUGUUUGAAAUCAUUCUUAGACUCUGAUGAAGUAAGCGUUGUAGGUUUCUUUGAAAAGGAAGACUCAGCCUUAGCGACAUCCUUCCAUGCUGUUUCUAAGAAACUUAAAGAAAAAGUUAGAUUUGCACAUACAACAGCAAAAUCACUUUUAGAGAAAGAAGGACAUAAGAAUGCUAUAGUUCUAUAUAGACCAAAAAUUCUGCAGAACAAAUUUGAAUCAAACACUGUGAAAUAUGUAGAGUCUAUGGGUGACAUUCAAGAAUUCAUUAAUAAAAAUUACUUUGGUAUUGCGGGCGUUCGUACCCGGGAUAAUGAAAGAGAGUUUAAGAAUCCAUUAGUUGUUGCAUAUUAUGCUGUAGAUUAUGUUAAGAAUCCCAAGGGUACAAAUUACUGGCGUAAUAGAAUCAUCAAAGUUGCUAAGGACUUCCCUAAGUUAAAUUUCGCUAUUUCUUCCAAAGACGACUUCCAGCACGAAUUAAACGAUUUUGGAAUUGAUUUUGUUAAGGGUGAUAAACCUGUUGUUUUAGCAAGAAAUGCUAAUAACCAAAAGUUCGUUAUGAAGGAUGAAUUUUCUGUUGAUACAUUUGACGCAUUCUUAAAAGAUAUAGAAGCUGGCAAUCUAGAACCAUAUCUAAAAUCUGAACCAAUACCCGAAGAUAACACUGGAAAUGUUAAAAUUGGAGUAGCCCGAAACUUCGAUGAAAUUGUUACAAACAAUAACAAAGAUACAUUAAUUGAAUUUUAUGCACCUUGGUGCGGUCAUUGCAAGAAACUGGCACCUAUUUACGAUGAAUUAGGUGAGAAACUUGCGACCGAAGAUAUCGAGAUUGUGAAGUUCGAUGCCACUGCUAAUGAUGUUCCUGCCCCGUACGAAGUUCGAGGAUUUCCAACACUUUAUUGGGCGCCCAAAAAUUCCAAAAAUAAUCCAGUAAAAUACGAAGGUGGCAGGGAACUUGAUGAUUUCAUCAAGUAUAUUGCUAAGCAUGCGACCAAUGAAUUAAAAGGAUUUGAUCGUAAGGGAAAGACUGUUAAGCCGAAAAGUGAUGAAUUGUAAAUUUUUUCACAUUAAGAUGUGGAGUUGUUUAUUACAAUUUUUACAUAAGUCUCAGCAACAAUGCUUGGAGUGAAAUUUUCCUUGUACGACUUAUAAGUGUGAAAAAAGUGGCAUGUAGUUAAAAACGUAAAAGCUAAAAAUUUUAUGAAUGAAAGAAAUUAAAGACAUUUGGUAAUA